Rana temporaria (common frog) is the source of this 1985-nucleotide messenger RNA. RefSeq names its product cholesterol 7-desaturase nvd-like. Gene Ontology annotation, molecular function: chlorophyllide a oxygenase activity; 2 iron, 2 sulfur cluster binding. The record is from RefSeq and is a predicted model, not a curated record. Lineage: Eukaryota; Metazoa; Chordata; Amphibia; Anura; Ranidae. Gene Ontology annotation, cellular component: chloroplast. Bases 15 to 1361 code for a protein of 448 amino acids. The transcript is spliced from 7 exons. Gene Ontology annotation, biological process: chlorophyll biosynthetic process; cholesterol metabolic process.
CAGGUAGCGGUAGGAUGAAGUCAGUGCCGCGCUCCGUACUGGCUGGACUCUGUGUGCUCGGUGCCGUGCUGUUGGCCAGUGCUGGCAGUGGGUUCCUCGGUGCCCGGCUCUUGCCUCGCUCUGUCCCGGACCCGUCUCCCCGGAGUCUCGGCUCCCUGCUCUUGCUCUCCCUCUUAGUUCUGGGGGUUUGGGCAUGGUGGGAGCUCUCCCGGCCAGUGGAGCUGAUCCGGAGCUCCGAGGAGGUGGGCUACAUCCCUGAGCGGGGCCGGGACAAAGCCCACACCGCCAACCAAGUGCGGAGGAGGAGGAAGAAGGGCGACCUACCCCCGGUCUACCCAAAUGGCUGGUACCAACUGCUGGACUCCCACCGCCUGGAGAGGGCCACCGUCCACAACCUCACCGUCUGCGGUGAGCAGGUGGCUGUAUACCGAACUGCGUGCGGCAGUGUGUAUGUUGUGGAUGCCUACUGCCCUCAUCUUGGUGCCAAUCUUGCUGUGGGAGGCAGAGUAGUUGGAGAUUGCAUAGAGUGCCCAUUUCAUGGCUGGCAGUUCCGCGGAAAAGAUGGAAAGUGCACCAAGAUACCAUAUGCUGAAAAAGUGCCUGAGUUUGCCAAGAUUAAGACCUGGCCAAGCUGUGAGAUAAAUGGAAUGGUGUUUGUAUGGUAUCACUGUGACCAUAUUGAGCCCACUUGGACCAUCCCUGAACUGGAGGAAAUCACCAGUAAGAAGUGGGUGUACAGGGGGCGCACCGAGCACCAUGUUAAUGCACACAUAGAGGAAAUACCAGAGAACGCAGCGGACAUUGCGCAUCUUGAUUUUCUGCAUGAGCCGAGCAUCCUGAGUGGGGUUGACUUGCGAUUCACAAAGUCAAAGGUGUGGGAAUUUCUGAGACACACGUGGAAGGUUCAGUGGGAGCCAGAGCCAGCCCCCAACAAGCAUUGUUCUAAAAUGACGCUCAAACAUGCCUCACUGGUUUUUGGGAAACAUUUCUCGCCGUUCGAUGUAGAUGUUGUUGCUCGUCAGGUUGGACCUGGAAUAGUGUUUUUGACCUUUAAACAUUCCUUCCUGGGACAAGGCAUAAUUCUACAUUGCGUCACCCCUGAGGAGCCUCUCCUGCAGAAAGUAUCACACAGCAUCUACUACCAGAGCAACAUCCCCGCCAUCGUCCCGAGAUGUAUUCUGAUGGCAGAGUGCACCCAGUUUGAACGGGAUGUGAUGGUCUGGAACAACAAGAAAUACAUCAGCAAGCCGCUACUUGUUAAAGAGGACUCUGCCAUUGCCAAACACCGCCGGUGGUACUCCCAGUUCUACAGUGACAACAGCCCUAGGCUUCACUUCCAAGAAGAUGGGCUGGAUUGGUGAAAAAUGAACUUUCUAUGCUCCCAUUAGUCUCCAUAUGCAAAACCCUUUUUUAUACCAAAGACUUUAUUAUAAUAAUGUUUGUAAUUGAGAAGAACUGUAAAUGUAAUGUGAAAUAUUUAUUUUUUUAUGACUUUUCCUUUUGGAAUUCUCAGUCCUGGUCAUGGAGGUUCCAGUCUGUGCCUAGGGUUGAUGUGGUGUUUUUUGCCAGAAUCAGCAUUUUGUAUAUGAAUGGCAUCAAAAGGUGCAUUUUUACUAAUUUUUGUUCGCUUUUCAAGAAAUGUAUCCACAAAUGUAAAUCUUGAAGUGAAAAUUUAGACUUCUUCUCCGGAAAGGUUAAGUGUCUCCUGCUUCAGAGGAUCUUCUCUUGAAAGAUGCAAGCCCUUCCUUGGCCACUUUCUGUACUGUAUGGGACAGAACUUGUGUCCUGUUCUGAGAUUGGUUUACAGGACACUGGCAUUCACAAAACGGCAAGCGGUUACCUCAGUGGCAGCAUGGAAAUGGUUAUGUGCAAUUUGUUUCUUAAAUGUUUGCCUAGAAGGAAGAUCAAUGUGCAUCUGGAUGGUGGAGGUACUAUAAUCACUAAAAUAUUGAAACCCCAGAAUUAAAAGGCUGGUUAUUUCUAUA